UUAAUCCUGAGAGAAAUCAAAAUUAGAACACAGACUCUUCAGACUUCAGAGAGUGAAAGAGAGCGAGAUAGAGAGAGAUGAGAGACCGUUCGAUUGAUUCUAAUGGCGAGGUGAGAGCGAAGUAGUAGAUUCAGAACACAAAAACGGUCGGCGGCGUGUUCUUACAGUAAAACAACAUCAAACUGAUCGAUUGAAAGGUAAACGAGUGUUAAAAACGUAGCUAGCAGUACCAAUCUGAUUCAGCAAAGGCGACAAGAGAGCAAAGCAAGUCAGAGUGUCUGUGUCUGUGUUCGUGUUCCAACCAGGACCAUGACUCAGAUUUUCUCAAGGACGUACGAAGUAGAUUCAGAACAAAAACGGUCGACGGCGUGUUCUUACAGUACUAACAACAUCAAACUGAUCGAUUGAAAGAUAGGAGAUAUGCUAUGGUUUGAAGAAUGAAGAAGAUUCAGAACCAAACAAAAACAAAAACCUUCGCCUUACGGGACGACCGGCCCAACAGCAAGUCACCAACAAUGGGAAAAUUCUCUAAGUCAGAAUCCAAGAUGAAUAAUAUCUGGUGGAAGUAUUGUUUUCGUGUCUUUCUUCUUCAACAAAAAAUUCUGUGAAACAGCCUUCCACAAAAACAAGUCAUCACCGGAGGAGAGAAGAAGCUCGUUGUUGUUUUCCAACAAAUGAUGAUGUAUUUUGGAUCAAUCGAUGGAACAUAAUCAUCUUCUUAUUGCUCUACAAGAAGGUGCUACUGAAGUGGAACUCGACAAGGCACUUCAAACCAGAACUUUUUUGAUUUUGAACAAAAAGGUACUUGUCAUUGCCUCAUGCAACAAUUCCCUUCCACAGGUAAUAAACAAUUGAGGUACUCUCUGAUUCCUUUUAACAUUUUUGUUUUGUUUUGAUUAAGUUCUAGGAUAGUGCUGUUUUCCUUGUCUAACUGACCUUAAGAAGCUGCAAACUGCUAGAAAGAUGGUUAAUCUGCUGAGGUAUCCGUCUGCACUCAGGCCAAAAAACCAGUCACAGCUGUCUCAAGCCAGUGACAGUCAUCAGAAAAUUGUGAAAAGGGAAACGAGUUCUAAAAACAUAGCUAGCUCUACCAAACUGAUCCAGGAAAAUAAAGCUAUAUAAAGGCAAAGCUAGAUGAUGCAAAAUCAAGACAGGGAAAGAAGUGUUGAAAAUAGCACUAAUUAUUUUCAGGAAAAUCAAAGCCAUCACAAAGGCAAAAGCUAGAUGAUGACCUAACGAUAGAAAAAGCCUCUUCUUGCUCUGGAUGACCGGCCCAACAACAAGGCAACAACAACAACAACAAUGGGAAAAAUCCUCUGUAAGUAAACACUUAUUAAGAGAUCCUUAUCAUGGUUCAUCAAAUCAAAGUCAUCGCAAAGCAAAAUCAAGACAGGUGAGCCAAUUAUUGUUUCAAAAUCAGCAAGCUCUUCACUCCAUAGCUCCAGCUUUUGCCUUCACCACAAACAAGUACACCACAUCUGCCAUAAUUCAAGGGAAAUAAAGUUCUCGAAAGGCAAAAGCUAGAUGAUGAAAAAUCGAGACAGAUUCUCUCAACAACAACAAGAACGGAUAAAACCUCUGUGAUGGUCAGAAGAGGACGUUGUUUUCAUGGCAUUUCUUCAAUUCACAUCUGAUUUGAGGAGAAACUCCACAACGAGAAAAAGAUUCUGUGGAACAGCUCGUUACAAAAACAACUCAGGCAAGAAGCUUAACCGUCGAUGCAAAGACCCCAUUGCUGAUUUCGAACAAUUCAGGCAAGUGGUUCUAUUACUCAUCUAAAUCACUCAAUACAUUCACAUCAGUUCCCCAUCCAUAAGUGAGACUGAAAUUUUUGGUUAUGUUAUUGGCUUAUUGCUGCUUCUUUAGAUUUUUGGUUAUUUUUGUAUGGAAUGGAGGUUCACUUUCUUCCCAUUCAUGUUAAGGGUAAUGCUGAAUUAUGGCCCCAAAAAUGGAAAGCCCACGAAUUAAGAAAACAGCAAAAGGCCCUUUAUCUAACCCUUAGCGUUUUCAAUUUUUCAUCAAAAGGCAAAAACGCAGCGUUUUUUAGAAAGUAUGCAAACCUUGUUGAUCUAGAACGUAACAAGAAGAAAUGAAGCAGUUUCUUCUCUAGUUCUACCUUCACUCUCCAUCUCUCUCUCUGGGUUUCAUAGAUUAAGUUCUUACUUAAUCUUUUGUUCUAAAAUCGUGCUUGUGGAUUUCAUCAUCUUCAUUGAGUUUGUGGUUUGAUUGGAACGGAUUGGUUCGCUAGGGUUUUAAAGUCCAAGAAGAUGGAUCAUAUCAUAAGCGAUCUACCAGAUGAAAUUAUUAGGCUAAUCGUGAGUUUUGUUGCUGCAAAGGAUGCUGCGUCUUUGUUGGUUACCUCAAGGAUGUUUGGGAAUCUCUAUACCAUCAUACCAGAUCUUGUGUUCGAUGACACAUCUAAGUUUCAUGGGACUUUCACGGAUUUCGUUAGUGAAGCAAUGGCUCGGCUGGAAACUAAUACGUGCAUAAGGAGGUUCUCUUUAAAAUCUGAAAGGGGUCUUGAUCCAGAUCGUAUCAACCACUGGCUACGUGAUGUGUUAAAUCAUCGUGGUGUCAUGGAUAUUGAAAUUUGUAUAUAUGGUGGUUAUAGAUAUAAUAAAUUGCCUUUAGAGUUCUUCACUUGCAAGACACUCAAAAAGCUGAAACUAGGGCGGGAUAUUGUUAUUAGUGUGCUGCCUCAGAAUGCUUUGCUACCAAGCCUUGAGACUCUCGUUUUAGACUCCGUUCGGUUCUGUAACCCUGUUGAUUGUGCGUUUAAGGCGUUUCUUUCGGCUUGCCCUGUGCUUAAGGAACUAAUCAUUGAUGGUGUGUGCUGGGAAACUUGCGAAUGGUCAGGCAUCAUGUCUAGUCAAAGUCUUCAAAGACUUACUAUUGGUCGUGAACUGUCAGGUUUUGAUGGACCUGAUCCACAGUACAUUACUUUUGAUACUCCAAGUCUUACCUACUUAGACUACUGUGAUUUUGUCCCGGAUGGGUAUGCAAUUGUUAAUUUCGAGUCCCUUGUGGAAGCUAAGCUCAAUCUUCUUGUGAUGGUAAAUCGCCAAUGGGAUUGGGAGUUUGCAGAUGAUGGUGAUAUCUUGUCUAGCAAUGCAACAAAUCUGAUUCAAGGGAUAAGAAAUGUCCAGAUCCUGGAAUUAUCAUCUCCUUAUACUUAUGAGAUGCUUUACUUCUUCCGUGAGGCAAUUCCAGUAUUUGAAAAGCUACAUCAUUUAAUUAUGACGCAUGAUGAUGCGGGAUUCUGUUGGAGAUUUCUUCCAUUUCUGCUAAACAAGGCUCCAAAUCUGAAGACUAGCCAUGGGCAUUCGGGUACUCGGGUCGGAUUCGAGUAAGAACGGAUCGGGUUCGGAUUUUUCGGGUAGAGGAGUUUAGGACUCAAUAGGGUAAACAGAAAAUAUCGGUUCGGGUUCAGUUCGGGUCUUACCGGGUUCAGGUCGGUUCAGGUCUAAAAUUUCAGAACCUAUAAAUACCCGAAAAAAUCGGGUAUCAUCCGGGUUCGGGUUUUUUUGUACCCGAUUACCCGAAAUUUAACCCGAUCACCUGAAUUUUACCCGAUUACCCGGAAAUUUUAAUGUUAAAUAUUAAAAUUAAAAAAUUUUAAAAUUGGUUAAUUUUUAAAAAAAUAUAACUAAACAUUUCA
This is a messenger RNA of Camelina sativa (false flax), 3658 nucleotides long. The record is from RefSeq and is a predicted model, not a curated record. Lineage: Eukaryota; Viridiplantae; Streptophyta; Magnoliopsida; Brassicales; Brassicaceae.